This is a messenger RNA of Pseudonaja textilis, 2955 nucleotides long. NCBI's taxonomy places the organism in Eukaryota, Metazoa, Chordata, Lepidosauria, Squamata, Elapidae. The record is from RefSeq and is a predicted model, not a curated record.
GCUGAAAUGGCUGUCCAGCCCAAAAAUGCACUUGCUACACAAGCUGUAAUGAACAUCAGCAAAGCAGAAGAAGUCCGAAAAGAGACAGAAAUGAUGAUGAAGCCCCAUGCGAACUGGGAGGAGUAUCUGAUGCCCGGUCCCAUCUCCAUCGCCAUCUUAGGGGAGCUGGCUUGCAUUGCCGCAGGACAAGGAGACUUUGCCAUCAAUCUUGCCCCACCCCAGGGAGGCUACAAAUAUAUGAGGUAUCCGGACUCCUUUCAGGCUUCCCUGAUGCAGGUCAGCAACAGUGGUUGGCAUGCCUUCAGCACCGCCCACAAGAAUAUGGAUGGCAUCCGGCUCCUUUCUAUGAGCAUCCCUGAGCAACUCAAGAUGAUAAUCAAGACCUUAUUCCAGGAUGACCUGAACUUGAUAGAUACCUUGCUCCCUGGACAGCUAUGCAGCCUGAAAUCGAUUGCAAAUGAAUGUUCCUCUUUAGCCAAGGCAGUGGACAAUAAGUUCAAUGAUGUCAUCUGUCUGAUUGGGGAACUCUUGGAAGUGUGUACGAGUUCCAAAUCGCAGUACGAACAAGGAUUGACAGAAACCAAACGCGCUUUGGAAGAUCUGAAACUAAGAAAGGCAGCAGCUGAAGACGCCCAGGCAAAAGCAGAGGAAUAUUACAAGGAAAUAAAGAACAGAGUGACCGAAACGUUUGAAGAUUAUAGAAAAGCGGUCGAUAGCAUUCCUACUGGCUGGAAUGCUGUAUUUCUGGAAUUCACUUCGACUAUACGAGAAGCCUUGACGUUCCCAAUUCCCAAUCUGACAUCCUGGCUCACCUCUAAGGCAUAUGGCUCUAUCCCAACCCACGCCGGAAGUGAGGAAGGCUGUGAAAGUGAGGAUGACUUCAUAGCCAUGAACAACAUCUGUGCCCUGUCAGCUCAAAUGUUGGCAUUGGUGCACGCUCUUGAAACCAUGGUGGAUGAUGAAGGCAAUAUUGAUAUGGAUCUCCUCUACAAUAAAAAACACAAUGAAAUCAAAGCUGAAUGGACCCAGAAGAAAGCUCAGCAACUGUUAGCAAAAAUUAAAAAAGAAAGGAAGUGCAGCAUGAAAAAUUUGGCAGUGAAAAUAUGUAAGUAUAUAGUAGACAUUUCCAAUAUAUUAAUUGAGGUAGUAGAGUCAGGGGUCCUAAACAAGAAAAAACUGUUAAAGAAAAUGGACAUUCUCUCAAAGGAUAUUAUUAUUUUCGAUAGCAGAAGCAAAUCCUGUAAUCGCACAUCCCCCUUUGGUCCCAUGGCGCCAAAUAUGGCCAAAUCCCAGAAAAUUGUUCAGGGAGAGUCGACGUCAGUGGUGAAAAACAGCGUUUUGAAAAUAGAGCAAACUAAAGAAAUCCUGAAGAUAAGCCAAGAAGAAUACCAGAAAACUUUUGACAACUUAAAGGAGCAGAAUAAGGAUUUGUUGGAUGUGCUGAGUGAAAUGAGGAAAUGUGAAAUAAAAGAGAUCGAUUUUGAAAAUGCCAAACAGAUGCUGGUCAAAGGCCUGGAUGCCAUGGGAAGAGUGAAGGAACAGUGGGAGAAAAUGGUGCGUUUCUUCCAAAUGAUCUCCAACCUCAUUGACUCCUGUCUCAAUAAACGCCUGACAGAAUUUGUGAACUCAGCUGAAGAUCUUCCCAAAAUUCCGAAUUAUUCCCACAAAGACUUUGUCAUAGAUAUGAUUUAUAAACAGGCCUUCAAUGCAUCCAACAUAGCUCACUUGGUGCACAUGAUAUCCGAGACCUACACCGAAGUGUCUUCAAAAUACCUGAUGGAUAAAGUGGGCAGCCUGAAUAGGCUUAUUUCUAUGGACCCUUCCAACCCCCAGCUCCGAAUGGAGCGUAUCAAACUAGCAAAUGGCUGCGACGAAGCCCGAGAAGCCAUAGAGGCCCUGGUCAUUAAGCAAAAGCAAGAAUUCGAAAAUAGUAUCCAUGCCAGAGUGGCAAGAAUCAAUUCUGAGCUGAAGGCCGUCUUGCCGGAAGUGCCUGAAGCAGAGAGAAAAGCUAUUGAACAUAAUGUGCAAAAAGGGAUGAGGGAAAUCACCCAGGAUGAAGCCGAACAAUUCAUGUAGACUUGUCUUUCACCCCAUGAGGGAAAUGGAGGCUGCCUAGGCUCUUCUGUAUUAUUGUAUUUCCCUCAGAGUAAUAGAAUGUCAAUUGGGCCGUUCGGUCAUCUUGUAUUUGGUAAAACUAGAAAACCAAGAAACAACUAGAGAUAUUGCUGUUCAGGAACCUUUCAAAAAUCAUCUUGGCCAACCAUUUCUGAGGUGGAGGCUCAUGUUAGCUUCUACUAAAUACUUCUGUUUUCGUUUCUUCUUUAUGCACUAGUUAUCUCUUCUCCCAUCUCUCAAUUUUUGUGGACCAAUACCCCUCCCUCUGCCUUCUGAUCUGCUAGCUAGUUUGUCUACCCUACCAUUCCUCUUUGGGCCAUUCCUAGUGGAGGAAAAGUUGCUGAGUCUUGUGUGCUUCUUUUUUUAACCAUAAUUUGUGUGUCUAUGAUAGAGAAAAGGGUUGGGAUAGGUACAGUAAGUAGCUUGAGAUCUGCACUAAAAACGUGAUAUUCAAUUUCAUUCAUUGCUAUUAAUUCUGUUGUCAUUGCAGGUUUCCCUCAUUUUUGGAUGGUACAAUUGAGUGUGAAUCUCUCCCUCCCUCCCUCCCUCCUUCCCUCUCUCUUUCUCUAAUAUAUCUAUCUAUCCAUUGCAGACAUUAAUGGGGGAAUAAAUAGAAUGUCCACAUUUUUUCUGGGGUUGCCACUUUUAGGCCUGUAUUUCUUUGGAGAUGCUUAUCAAUUAACAGAAUAACAGGGGGACCUUGGAGGUCUUCUAGUCCAACCUCCUGUUGGGUCCAACAGCCUGAUCUAUCAUCUCUUAGACUCAGAGAGGUGGCUGCUUAGAUUACUAUGCUGAAAUGUAAGUGAACAAUCCUCAAUUUUCUUGGCUUCUUGAGUCCUU